AUGCAGUGGAGAUGGCUGCCUCUCGGUCCAAUGACGCUCAACGAUGGACAUGUAGCAGAAUCAUUAAAGGAGACUCGGGACGUGUCUGGUGUGAGUGAUAAUGUAACAGAUUGUGUGCAGUACGGAGUGCGGACGGUAGGUUUUCGGCAAUCAAGGUUUUUCCUGAGACUGAACUGCCACAUUUCCCAUGCAAGAGAGGCAAUGACCGCAAUGGUUCAUGGCACUGCCAUUUUAUUUUUAUCAAUACCUUCUGGCUGUACUGCAAGACUUCGCCUCCGUCUGUUACUGCGUUCCCCUGCUGGCAGUGGGCGUACCUUGCCUCCUGGACAAGGUAAGACAGAUGAUGAGAUUCGUGGUACUAAAGUUGGACGUGAUACAGCCGCAACCAUUUGUACUUUGUGGGGUAGACUGGAGCCGUGGACUCUGGAGAGUUUCCACCAGGUUCUGAAUGACGAUACAUCACUUGAAACUCCAGUAGUGCUCUUCCUUGGUCUUUACUCUGUACACCAUAUCUUGCGUGCGUCGCUUGGAGCCUGGCAAUUUGUUCGUGAAGAUAAAACCAAAGUCAUGCACCGAAAAAGUUGCUGUGGAUAUCAAAGGUGGCGGGGAAAAUACAAGAGUCCGGCGGAGCAUAGAGGCCAGAACACGCAGUUUUGUGAGAAGCGCACCAACGUUUUGUCCACUUGGGACGGUUCCACAAUGUCUCCAAGUCUUUAUCAAUUUCUUGUCGGGCCUGGUACAAUAUUGUGCACUCAAAUGCCAGAGUGGAUCGCUCCGUCUUGUGUGGCGCCAACUGGGCGACUGCGCAAUUUCCAGGAGACUGUAGGGUACAAUGAGCUGUUUCCAACAGACGCCGUGGACUUCAUUCCCCUGAGUUUGCACUCACAGACAUUUACGCUCGUUAUGAGUUGA
This is a messenger RNA of Pochonia chlamydosporia 170, 912 nucleotides long. RefSeq lists its product as hypothetical. The transcript has 3 exons. The coding region runs from base 1 to 912 and encodes 303 amino acids. Lineage: Eukaryota; Fungi; Ascomycota; Sordariomycetes; Hypocreales; Clavicipitaceae. The record is from RefSeq and is a predicted model, not a curated record.